CACUUCCGGCGUGGCUGGGUUGCUAGGGAACGCCGGCGGGCAGUAGGCGAGCGGCCUCUGGCCCAGGCAGUGCGGCGGCCCGAGCAUUCACCCCGCGGCCGCGCCAGUCACCGCCGGGUCGGACUGGACCGAGACAGGACGAGCGCCUCCCCUGCGGGCACACGAGCGAGGGACCGCGAUUCCCACGGACAGUGCUGCGUCGCCCCGGGAGAGCCCGGCCCGAGCCCGCGCCAUGUCCCGGCCCGCGGCGGCCCAGCGCAGCGCCUUCCAGGAUGAGCUACAAGAAGCAGUUUUUGCUCGUGCAGGAAGACAGCAAGCAGCUGACUACUCAGAUGACGUUGACACCGAUGAAGAUGGCAUGUUAAGCAGUACUGUGGAAGAACUUCCUGAAAGUAUAUCAGCUAUUGAAAAUUCACUUAAGAAGUCAGUUGAUUUCGAGGUUUCUUUCUCAGAUGAGGAGACCCCACAGAAAGUGAACCCUUUGAAAAAGGAAACUGCUGAUGACUUCUUUCCAACAACUGAUGAAGAGAAACCUCAACAAGCGAUCGUUGUGGAAAGUCAAAAUUUAAGUGAUUACAAAGAAGAUGAAAAUGUAUAUUUGCAAAGUCAGAACGUGGGUGAUGAUGACAGAGAAGUUGAUGAUAAGUUUUCAGUCACUGAAGAAAUUACUUAUGAUGGCAAAGAAGGUGACCAUCAGAAUGAGUUGCCUGUGGCUGAGCUGCAGACUAAAAGGGAAUCAGUUAUUGAAAAAGAAGAGGAAAACAAACCGGUACCAAAACCAAGAGAGCACAGAAUAAAAAAUGCAUCAUUUUCAGCUGAGAAUAUCAGCAUUCAUCUACUGGAAGAUCAUUGUAAACCAUUACCUCAACCAAGAAGUGUGUUAAGAAGGAGUAGCCCUGUGAAGGAUAAAGAUAUUACAAGAGCGGAAGAUAAGACAACUUCUACUGUUAGGUUAUCUUCAUUUUCUGCACCAUCCUCCCUCACUAGGUUGAAUGACCUAAUAACAUCUGAGAGAAGAGUACUUUCUGAAUGUCCUAGUCCUGAGGGUCCGUGGCUACCAAGCUCUUCACCAUCAUUACGUAUUCAUUUUCCUUCAACUGAUGAGAGAACUGGAGAUUCUGAUUUCUUGAUGUGUGGAGAAGGAUCUCUCCCUAAAGACCAUGUUGAGACAGAAGACAAGUGCAGUGAUUUGAUAUUAGAAGAUAAUGGUAGAAAAUCCCCCUCUGUGAUCGAACUUAUGAUGACUGCAGUGUAUGAGAAAACUAAAAAAUCACACAAAUCAACUGAUGACUCUCCUGAAGAAAAUUUGCAAACCUUGGAAAAGCAAAUGAUUAUCGAUGACAUAAAGGAGGUAUCACUGAAUGAUAAACCUGAAUGCAUGGUUGCAGCGAGUACUUCAAAGGACUCUAUCAUGAAAGAUGGUGAAGAAAAGCAAGCAGUUCCACAAAAAGUGAAGCCUUCUUCAUCAGGAAGGUCCCUGACAUCUACCUAUUUGAAAAAAGCCGGGAAAGCCGUUCCUCCAUCUACAACUACAUCAUCUCAAUAUUUGGGUACAUUAAAGGUCUUGGACAAUAAACAUUUACAGAAAUAUAGUGCUGAGCUUGACAAAGCAGAUCACUUACGGGCAGCUGUUUAUCAGGAUUGGUUGGAGAAGAAAAGAGUCUUUCUACUGGAACUACAGAGAAUUAAAAGGAACAAAACCGAAGACUUAAAGAGCAAAAUCGAAAAGAAAGAAGCUGCUAAGAAAGAGGAAGCAAUUGCAUCAUUUGAAGCCUGGAAGGCAAUGAAAAAAAGAGAAGCAAAGAAAGUAGCUGAAAAAAAGAAGCUUGAGGAGCUGAAGAAAAGAAGAGCAACAGAACAGAAUGAGGAGAAAAAAGAAGAAGCCCAAAAGGCAUUUGAAAAAUGGAAAGAAAAGAAAGCAGAAUAUCUGAGAGAACAAAGUAGAAAAGAAAAACAAGCUGAACAAAUCAGGAAGAAGAAAGAAGAAGAAGUUAUUGCAGAAAAGAAGAGAGAGAGCAUGUCUGCAGUUGAAAAAUGGAAGGAGAAAAAGGAAGAAUUUAUUAAACAAAAGAACGUAGAAAAAAUCCAUGAGAAGAAAAAUGAAGAAAUUCAGCAGGCUGAGAGGGAAGAAAAGGAUAAAAGGGCUAUUGAGGAAUAUGAAAGAUGGCUGGAACAGCCACUUCUGAAGGGCCAACUCAGCACAGCACAGAUCCAGGAAAGGCUAGCAGCAGCACCAGCUGCAAAAGAAAGGAAAGAGAGGAGGGAACUGAUUGAGAAAAAGCAAAAGAAACUCCAAGUUAUUCUUGAAGAUGAAACCCCUCCUCCUUGGAGCCCACCUGGCAAAGUUGCAUCUACAAGGAGUUACUGAUAAGUCCACCACCUUCCGUGAGGAAAGUUCAUGUCCAAAGCUCUGACAUUGUGUAAACAUUAUUCCACAACACCUGAUUUUAAAUUGAGUCAACAUCGGCUACUGCAUUGUUUCUUUUUAGGUUGAUUUAGUCUCUUUUGUGGAACACCUAAGUGCACAUCAGUUGUUCUUUUUCAUUGUAUUUCACCAAUUAUUUCAGAGUUAACUUUUUUGUUAACCUUCUAUCAGCUUGUUCAUUUUAGUGAAAAUGCACACUCAAGACCUUGAGGGCCAACACCCUUUUUUCCACUGAAUAAUAAUUUGCCCCAGGUAGUUAGUUUAUCAGAAAGCAAAUAAGGGUUCUAUUCAGCAUGAAUAAGGAAGUCAGAAAUUGGACCCAAAUGAGUAGUCUAUGUAGGGUUAAGUUAGUUCUUAUUCAAAACACAGAGCAAAGUAGUAGAAAGUACCAUAUCAUUUUACAUUCAGACAGGAUCUAAAAAUCAAGUUAUAUGUCAAAGGCAGCCAAACUUCCAAACCCCCUUAUGGGUGCAAGCAGAAGUAACAAUUGAAAUGCUUCACAGGGCCAUCCAUUUUACAUAGAUACUAUAAACCAGUGUCCAAUAUCUGAAUAGUGGUAAGCAAGACAAGGGGAAAUCAAAAUGGCAGUUUUCACUAUAUGUUGAAACUGGCAAUAUGCAGUUGUGCAGAGCACAAGGAUAGCAUAAGCUUUUGCAGCAGCAUAAGCAACUUACGCUUUUUAUAUGCUUGGAAUGCGAAGGCCUGAUAAUGCUGUCCCCAGAAAAGAAACAUCCAGAGAGGAUAUCACUGGUUUUUUAAAUAAAAUAAUCUCUUUCUUUUUGGCCUUAACUAAAUGAGAGGUAGCAAGCAUAUUCUGUGGUGAGGGCUAAAUUAAGUUUUAAUGAUCUGUGAGGCCAGUGUCCAACAAUAAGGCUGUAUAGUAACAGUGUAAAGUAAAAAGAUCAAGGCUAGGAUAUAGGCCUUAAAUAGUUAGAGAUGUGUGGUGCAGCUGGCAGAAAUUCAUGGGUAAAUUGUAAAUUUGCCAAAACUGGCUUUAAUCAUUAUAAAGCUAUUUGUGAUCUUUUUUUCUUGAAUGCAUUAAUUGGCUGGAAAAACAUUUUUAGGACUAGAGUCACAAAACUAGUGGUGAUGUUGUUCCCCUUUUGACAUAAUAGUUCAGGGGUAGAGCACCUUCCUAGAAUGUGUGAAACCCAAUAUUUUCCUUUGUCACAAAGGCUUUGCCCUGUCUUCUACCUCUUGGAGUAUCCCAAACACCAGGCUGUUGGUUAAUUUGGGAGAGGUAGGGUAUUCUGUUGAUACCGUUCUGUAUUGUAUGAAUCAGUGGUUUCAAAAUGGUGGUCUAUGAAAUCAUGGCGAAUGACCCACAGGUAAACUGGAUUGCAUUGGACCCAUAGUACAUCAUACAGUGUUUUCAACUAAAAUCUUGACAGUAAGUGUGUGCACAGUGGUCUGUGAGAAAUGUUGAGAGUUCACAAAGGUCCAGUGCUCCAAAAAGUUUGGAAUCACUGGUAAAAGUAAUUGAAUGCUCUCUGAAGCAGAAGCAAAAUUUCUGUGACUUGCCUCCCAAAGAGUACCCUCACCACCAGGCUUGAAGGACAUAGUCUCUUUCUCCUUCUCAGUAAUAAUUUAAGUAUUUUGUACAUAGUGGAACAGCUUCAACAAGAAAAACUGAGAGAGACCCACCUUGGUGUUUAGGACAAGCACCUGAAAAGCAGGUGACCAUGGGUCAAAUCCUUGCUGUGAAUCUGCAAGAUAGUGGAACUCACUUUGGGUCUCCUUUCUCUUUGUUGAGGGCUUUAAUCAGCAGGCUAUAAGGUAUUGUAAGGUGAGUCUCCCUUGGUUCUUCUUACUAGAGCUGCUCUACUUCAUACAGUCUCUUUAGGCUUGAGGUUAGGAUAUUCAACCGUAAUAUAAAAUGUACAGAUUUGUGUAACUGUUUGUUUAUACACAGUUAACAUUGCCAACAACAGAAAUUGCAAAUCCAUGAAUAUGUGUACAUGUGCACAACUGCUGGUUAGGACACUAUCCUGAGAUGUAGAGUAAGUGGAUUCAAGUAUUCUCAGAUAGAGGCAGGAUUUAAUCUGGAUUUUUUAUGUCUUGGUUGAGAGCUUUAAUCUGGAUUUAUUGAGCAAAACAUGGAAUGUCAGAGGAGGAUCCAAAUUCUGUGUCAUCUUUUCUUUAUUUUCUUUACUUUUCAUAUAAGUGACCCUAAAAAAUUAAGCAUUUCAUUUUGGGUUGAAUGAAACAUUUUGCUUCAAGCAGUAUGGCAGAUGAACAAAUCUGUUUUCACACAACGCUACUGUGCUGUGACAGGCAUUAUAUGCUUACAAAGGGACUUAAAAUUGUGGGGGAAGAAGAGAAGGAAAAGGAAGAAUCUCUACCUUAAUCCUUGUAAGGGCUACCAGAACUAAUGUGGGUUGGAUAUGCAGGACCAAGUGAACACUAUGCAUGUACUGCUCCACACCUUAAAAAAGGGGUGGUUGGGUGCUGCUUAGGGCAGAUGAGGUAUUGGGGGUGGGGUAGGCAUCAUAAUCUGCUGAUAAACAGCAGCAGAAAUUUCUGUCCUUCACCCAUCAGGAAGGAGAAAAUAGGGAAUUGUGUCUCAAAUGUGAGUCUCUUGGGAACACUUCAUGAUGCUUCUUAUGCUCCUGCCACUAGCUUAGUGCUGUCUAAAGGCAUACAAUGGACCCUACAAACAGGGUUUUGACCAUUUUUCUUGAUUAGCCUUAAUUAAAGUGUACACUGAUCAAAAUUGAGACAGCAUACUAAAAGUGCUGUCUUCUAUGAUUAAUCCUUUAAAAGACUAUCAGAGAUUUUUACAGAGCCUUAAAAAUGUGCUUUCAUGUUAGUCUUGAGGACUAAGAGCUACUGCUUUGUCAUGAUUAAGGAUGUGUUACAGAAUUCACUUUUACAGAAACUUUAAACCUGUAUUUUGUGAAAAUCUUACCAACAGAAAAACCAGAAUAUACACUUUAAGCACUAUCUGAUAGUUUUUCAUAAUAAUUGAUGGAAUAUUAGAUAAUACUGAAAACUUAAGAAUAAAAAAAACCCCUACCACUUUUGGUGAUUUCCCAUUACAACUCUGGUUUCUCACUUGUCUUUGGGGGUUUAGGUUGUAGCUGUGUUGGUCUAAGGACAUAGGCAGACAAGGUUCCUUGGGUGAAUUUGAUAUCUUUUAUUAGACCAACCCAAAUAGUUGGAGAAAAGUUAGUAAGCAAGCUUUCGGGUUCAAAAACCCUUACUAGUCAAAAACACUUUGAACCUGUUUCCUGGCCACAUGCCGACUCCAAAAAUAUCAGCAUGUGCAUAUGCAGAGGGAGAAAAAUUGCUGAUAAAACAUUUUAACACUCUAUAAUACUUUGAAAUCUGUCUCAAACCAGAUAGCCAAAAGGAAAAGAUAUGCAAUAAUAGAGGGCAGUCCAAUCUUACAACAAAGGCAUAAUAAAUUCCAACGCCUAGAAGCUUGAAAUUAAACCUCUCUAACCUUGAAUAACAUGAACUUUCUUCAUCAAACUUUCUCUCUAAUGCAAAAUCAACAGUAUUAAGCACAACAAUUUCCCAGGUGCAUGAAAAAAGCAGCGCAUCUAUCCAUUACUUUUAAUUAAUAGUGACCACACACCUUGGCUUCUAUGACGUUUUACAUUAAAGGGUGAGCAUUUGUUAUUCUUGGGCAUCUGGUGGAGAUGGAAGUAAAAGUCUUAGGAAGCACUGGAGUGUAUUAUCUACAGUGGUCUAGGCAAUAUAAAGCUGCACAAUGGGAGCAGCUACAUGGGUUCUUUAAUGCACAGUAGACUAUUUUACUGAGCAUUAAAGCAUCACAUAAAAAAAAGUGACAUUAUGCUAAUAUGCAAUAAAAUAGUCUAGUACGCAUUAAGUGUCACAAAAAAGCAUGAAAAUGGGCCACUACACAUAGAGCAACUUAAUGCCCAUUAAUUUAGUACCUCACAUUGAAGGUACUAAAUUGAAUAUGCAUUAGAAAAGGUGCGUUAAUGCAUGUGUAGAAAUGCUCAGUAAAGCUUAACUCUGUCCCCUUAACUUUUUAUUUUCCAUGACUUGGGUUUUGUUUUGAAGGAAUAUGUCCUGUAUUCUUAGCUGUUUCUAAGUAUAGUUUGCAUUUUACUUUAUGAUGUUUUUAAAAUACAGCAUACUGUAGAAAGGAUAGGUGCCUCUUAUUUGUUUGAUCCUACACUGUAUCUGGAGUUUUCUUUUUACACAAUAGAUUAUUUGUAUGGGUAUGGUGUCUGAGAACCUUACUUGUGGCCUCAAGACUGUUCUGCUGGGUUCUGUAAAACACAGAACAAAAAGAAGCUUUGCCAGGGCAACUCCCAAAAUAGCUUUGCCAGCGCAAAUCCUGGUGUGGACAGAACUAUGCCGACAAAUGAGAGUUUUAGUCUGCUUAGCCAACAGAGCUCUGCUGACUCAGCUCUAGCAACCUGGGGUAUGGACACACGUAACAGUUGAAUCAUUCUCAGAUAUCACUGACUGGGAAUCAGUUCACAAUUAUCACAGGUCAAAAGUGACCACACAUACGGUGCCAUAUAUUCCAGGUGAAACAGUCACCUUGUAGGGGUUGAAAUGCUGUGGUUCCAGCAGCAGGGUGUAGGAGUGAACACACAGCCCAUCAAGCAUCACAGGGGGUAAGUGGAGUGGGGUGCAUGUACCCACACUUUGGCGGUACCAGAGGUGGGUGACCUGUGGCCCUGGGGCAUUUUCACUUUUCUUCUUCUUUCUUAAACAUGAGUUUAGUAAAAUUCAGUAGCUGGCACUUGACUGAGCUCUGCAAUGUGCCUGCCAGACUUGAGGAACCUGAGAGUGCUUGGAUCCAAGCUUUAGGGUUCCAGAGGAUGGGGGACAUGAUGGCGGGGCUGCAGUCAAGUAGGGACUGAGGACACAGGUGAUUGUUAGGAAGGUGGCUUUUAUUAAAUAAGUAGUACAAGGGAGCGCAUUGAUUAAAAAAAAUACAAACAAAAGGGGAUAGUAGAGUUCGGACGACAUGCCAAAGUGGCCAUUUACAGGUGUGUUUGUGGUUGGAGGUGAUAGUGCGGAAGGCCUAGGGAACCAACCAGACCCAUGCCAGAGAACCCUUCUGGAGACUUUACACAUGCUCUGGGGUGGGGGGCGCUUUAAUUAGAGUGAUGCUGAGAACCACUGUAAUUAAAGCACCCACAGCAUCAUGUGUAUUCAGCAUCCUGCACUUUAAAAGGGCAGCAGGGGUGCUUUAACUAAAGCUCAUUGAAUGAGCUUUAAUUAAAGCACCCUCACCAUUUUGAAGCAUGGGGACACUGAAUACACGUGAUGCAGAGGCUGCUGGAGCAUGCUAAUUAGCACGCAUUGAAGCAGACACCUGGCAUGUGUAUAGUACCCUUGAUGUCCACACAUAACAUUGAGCUUGUUUAGAGUGAACUGGUUCAAAGAAACAUUUGAUUUUCCAGGUCCAUUUUUAACAAUUCCAGGCAGUUUUAAACUAGUUUAACAGGCUUGUACAUCUGUCCACUUCAGGUUUAACCUGCAUUUAAACUGGUUUAAGUGUCAUGUGUCCAUACCUAAUAGACUUCAUAGCAUAGACAGAGCUGAAGAUAAGAAACAAUAGAUGCAUACAGACAGAUUGAAAAGUAUCAGGAAACAAUGAGACAAUAGUAGCCAUCAGGAUAGGGAGUGGUAUCAGCACACCUGUGACCAAACCCGUAUCAAAUCUUUUGCAAAAUCAUAGCCAAGGAGGGUCUUAAGGAAAGAUCUGAAGGAGGAUAAUGAAGUGGUUACACUGAAACUGGGUCACGAAUGCUUGAAGUUCUGAUUUACCAUUUACUGAGUUACCAUUUUCUAAAUAGAUUUAACUCUGUCUUCUAUAUAGACCUGUAUACCUCAGUCUUCAGGUUCAUAUACUUGCUUGAUUUCCUCCCUUAUGGGGAUUUUACAAAUAAAUGCCUGGCUAUAGUUGGUUCUGAUUACGUACAAGAAAAAUGUGGAACGUUUAGCAUUAGUUCCCAUCUUUAGUUUUGGGGAUGGUUGUUUUUACUGAGUACUUCGUGAAAUAAAACCUAGAGAAGUCCUGUGACAUGCAACUAGUAUAAGAUGCAUUGCUAUUGAAAGGAAAUAACUGUCAUUUUUCUAUAACUAUUUUGAGUGAUUGCAUUAAGAGCAAGAUUUGCUGAUCUUGAAAAUAAAUUUGACAGUAAGCAACAUUUAGGAAAACGAAAGGUAUGAAGACUGCAGCUUCAGUGUGUGAUUGCUUCAAGGUCAGGAGAAUUUGAGGUGAAUAAUGCAGAAACUAGAGUGUCAGGUGAGAUUUGGGAUACUGUUUUAUAUGAAUUUUUCUUUUUUGCAAAACUCAGCAAGUAAAACAAGUCCAUGCACUUGAAAAGCAGUUUGGAUUUUUGACAGGAAUCUACAACAGAGUAAUAAAAACAGGUAAGGACAGAAUCUGGAAAAGGUUAAAUUGUUUUAAUUUAUCAUUUGGCUUUGGGAAAUUGUUCAUCUUUAUUUCUCUCAGUUUUGUAAGUGUGGGACAGAAGUGAGCUAUUUACAAAGGAUUUAAGGGAAGAGUUGAUAAUGACCAGUCACUCAAAGGAAUAAUAAAAUACACUUGAAACACACAUAGAUUCUCAGUUCUUCAACCCAAAGGUAACAGUGUAAGGUAAAGAAACAUAGCCUUAUCACUACACAGAGCCAACUCUAGGUAAUGAUGAUAAAAAACUGCAACAGACAUGCAAAAGUAGUUAAUGUGUGCAAUUCAGCAUUUCAUAUUACAGUGGAGAGUUAUGAUCCUUGUACAAUUUGUUUACCUCCUAAAUACUUAGGUCAUUUUUCAGCGUGACAUAUCUUUGCAAGGAAAAAGAUCUGAUAAAAAUAGAAAUAAAUGCAUUUCAACUUCUAGAAAACACUUGUAUAUUUUAUCUUAUUCAGGCAAAUGCUGUAAAUAGAUUUAUUGUUCUUAUGUAGCACUUGGAAGGGAAAUAUUUUAGUAUUUAAUAAAGUUUAUUUUUAUACAACAGAA
Alligator mississippiensis (American alligator) is the source of this 9380-nucleotide messenger RNA. It is a transcript of the gene MAP9, whose product is annotated as microtubule associated protein 9. NCBI's taxonomy places the organism in Eukaryota, Metazoa, Chordata, Crocodylia, Alligatoridae. Gene Ontology annotation, molecular function: microtubule binding. Gene Ontology annotation, cellular component: astral microtubule. The transcript has 14 exons. Bases 233 to 2368 code for a protein of 711 amino acids. The record is from RefSeq and is a predicted model, not a curated record. Gene Ontology annotation, biological process: mitotic cytokinesis; mitotic spindle assembly; regulation of mitotic cytokinesis.